This is a messenger RNA of Histoplasma capsulatum G186AR, 555 nucleotides long. Its product is annotated as isoflavone reductase. The coding region runs from base 1 to 555 and encodes 184 amino acids. The record is from RefSeq and is a predicted model, not a curated record. Lineage: Eukaryota; Fungi; Ascomycota; Eurotiomycetes; Onygenales; Ajellomycetaceae. The transcript is spliced from 2 exons.
AUGGCACCGUCCCCUGCAGGGGAGAGGGACGGGAAGGGGAAUGAUACUUGCAAUGAACCAACCUUCCACCUCCAUCAGAUUCGACGGUCCCUUUCUAUCCCCUGGCAGUUUGGCGUGGACUACGACACCAUCGGCCGCAGUUCUGCGUCGACGGGGAUGAUUACGAGUUUCCUGUUCCACUCUGCGUUUGGCGUCGUUGAUGUGACGCGGCUUCGCGCGAAGGUCCAGGCGUUGGCGGAUGUUGGGAAAUUUACGGCGGAGAUAGUGCUUGGGGACGACGGCUCGCUUGGUGCCAAUGGGCCUGUUUUUAUCGGCGGCGAUACGCUUAGUUAUGCGCGGGUCGCAGAGUUGGUGGAAAAGAUCACGGAGAGGUCGGCUGUGACUGUUCCGGAAGCGCUGGAGAUGUUGAAGAAGGAACUGGGCAAUGUUUUGUGGAAGUUCUAUGCUGUUUCUGGAGCGCUGACGGGUGUUGCGUGGGAUCUGAAGAGGACGUGGAAUUCCCGGAAGGGGGUCCAUGCCUUAACCGCCGAGGAAUGGACGCGGGAGAAUCUCUAA